Messenger RNA from Aquila chrysaetos chrysaetos, 1734 nucleotides. Its product is annotated as pleckstrin homology domain-containing family N member 1-like. The transcript is spliced from 11 exons. The record is from RefSeq and is a predicted model, not a curated record. The coding region runs from base 314 to 1387 and encodes 357 amino acids. NCBI's taxonomy places the organism in Eukaryota, Metazoa, Chordata, Aves, Accipitriformes, Accipitridae.
AGCCAAGCAGCAGCACACACUUAUCAUAUCAGGCCACCAUCUGAGCAGGAAACAAUGACGCUUGGGGGACCAAGGAGACGGGGAGGAAGGGAGAGAGGUUUAAAACCAACAGGAAAUGCUUUUACAUCUCAGAUGCUGCUGCCUCUAACCCAAGAGAAAUUUAAAUGAGCAGUAAGUUGAAGGGUACAUGCGUGUUUCCUUCCCCUCCUAUGCUUACUCUAAUUGACUGUAGUUCAGGCACGUUCAUGUCAUCCUGUGACUGCAGCAUCAGUUUGAAGCAAGCAUCUGUGGACGGGGGAGCCAGUGACCAAGCAUGGGAUGCUGCAAGCUGAGUGCCAGGCAGGCUGGGUCUGCGGGAACUGGCCAGGAUGAGGGGGAGCUACUGAAGCCAGGCAGGAUCAGAAUGUGGUCCAACUCAGAAGGCCAGAGCGAGGCAUCCCUCCAUCCUAAGGACCCUGCAAUCCUAGCAGAAACAGAAGAUACAGCAGUACUGUGGGGAAGAACACGGGAGGAACUAGCGAACUUGUUGAUCACGCAGCCUAUCAGUGGCUGGGAAGGGAUGAACAUCCACUCUCUUGGGGAAAUUAUUUGGUCCUCCCUGGUUUUUCUGAGAAGUUAUUGCAUGGAGGAGAUGUGUGAACGCUACGUUGUGCUGUCCUCCUCCCACUUGCUGAUUCUUUCAGUGGAUCGUACAAAGGCGGCAUUUGUUUAUGAGGGUCUCCUUCCUCUUGUUGGGAUGCAUCUGAGAAAGAUUGCAAGUGGAAUCAGCCACACAUUUGAAAUUUCUGGGUCCAUGAUAGAAUCCAGGCUCAUUUGCUGCCAGAAUUCAGCGGACUUCAACAUGUGGGUUCAACACCUCCAGCACCAAAUCAAGAUGGCAAACGCUCACCGCCCAGUCAGUCCCAACAAUAAUAUCUCUUUUCUGGUGCCGUGUGAUGAACAGUGGAAGAAAAGGGAGCUGAUGAGACAUCUGUUGUGUAACACCAUUCUGAAGUGGGAAGGAAAACCUAUUCAGCAUCUGGGAAGGAUACAGUAUUUAACCAUGGUGCAAGUGGCUAGUGGCUGCAUGGGGGACUCUGAGGAAAGACUGCUGAUCCUAUUUCCAGAAGAUCUGCUUUUCCUCUCUGUCGAUAAGGACAGAACUGCAAUCACAUACAAGGGAAAACUCCCCCUAAAUGGAAUCCAGGCAAAGGAGAAAUCCGCCAUGCUGGGGAGGUUACAGUUUGAAAUUACAGGAAGACUGACAGAACCAAUCCUUAUCACCUGUUCCACAGCAGAAGAUUAUGAAAAAUGCCUCUUCUACCUACAAAAGCCAGAGAAAAUCCUUGAUCAUCUGACUCUCCAGCCACCACCAAUCAUCCCUAAGAAAUCUCGGCAACAUCAGUAGGACAUUAGCACGCAGUGACAAGAAGAAGGUAUGUUGAAUACGAUCCCAAGAGAAAGAAAAGAAGCUGCAACAACGAGUAAGAAUAGACCAGAAAUUGGAAAUCAACCUUCUUUCAGACCGAGAGGUGAAUAAGGGUCUGCGCAAGAACUAUUCUCCACUGGCUGCUGUUUUGAAUGGGCCAUUGCAAUCAAUGUAGGAUCUUGUGAUUCUGACCUCAGCUGUACAUAUGCCUCAAGGAGAAAUCUUUCUGAAUUUUUUUACUAUACUUAUUGCCUGAUUCUUACCAGAAAAAGAAACACUAUAAAAUACUGCGUAAAUGCUACAAAUAAAACUUAGGUUUACCUGAA